Molecule: messenger RNA, 939 nt
Organism: Musa acuminata AAA Group (dessert banana)
Lineage: Eukaryota; Viridiplantae; Streptophyta; Magnoliopsida; Zingiberales; Musaceae
Product: pentatricopeptide repeat-containing protein At2g21090-like
Exons: 5
Coding region: 1-939 (312 amino acids)
Molecular function (GO): protein binding
Source: RefSeq, a predicted model, not a curated record
AUGAGUUCCUACACGCGGCUACUCAAGCUCAGGUUCGAACGGCGCACUCUAACCGCCACCGACCCCAUCUCUCUCCGGGCGUACGCCGGCCUUCGUUCAACGGCCCCGCGACGCGGCACCCGAAUCCCUGUCGUUGACCCCUUUGCCCUUUCCUCCGCCGCCCGCGCUGCUGCCUCCGCCGACGACCACCACCUCGUCGGCGGCCUCCACGCCGUCGCCGUUGUCUGUGGCCUCUAUGUCGACGUCGUCGUCGCCACGGUCAUCCUCGACUCCUGCACCAAAUGCGGCGACGUGCAUUCGUCCCGUAGGAUGUUCGACGCAAUGCCUCACAGAAACAUUGUCUCUUGGAAUGCUAUGAUCUCCGGCUACGCGAACGCCGGUUGGGCGCUGAUUGAGUACACGGUGGCGAGCGGCCUGACCGCAUGCUGGGGGAUUAGUGAUCUGUGGACUGGUGCUCAGAUUCAUGGCUAUGCUGCGAGGGCAGGAUUCGAGACAGACCGAGCGGUGGUGAGUGCCUUGGCGAACAUGUUCUUUAGGUGUGGGGACGUUGAGAGCGCGCAGAGAGCUAUGGAGGGGAGAGAAAUUUCUUGCUCGAGUUCUGAACUCAUGAUGAUUAAAGGUUAUGUUGCCAAUGGCAGGUAUUCUGAUGCUCCUGAGUUGGUUGUUCGAGUUGGGAAGCAGGUCCAUGGUCAUAUCGUUGCACUGGGCACCGGUGAGUAUGGCUCUUUAUGUACCGGUGAUAAUGCUGUUCUUUGGAGCUGUCAUGGAAGCUCGAUCCAUGCUCAAGCUCUGAGGACAGGAAUUCAAGAUGGUCACAAUUCUGUGGUCAUAGAAACAACUCUAGUUGACAUGUUAUCGGAGAGGCGUGGAGGAAGCAAGGUGUUGAUGGGGAGCCUGGACCGAGCCAAAUCCAAGUUGCAGCUGGUACUUUGGAUGUAG